This is a messenger RNA of Cataglyphis hispanica, 655 nucleotides long. RefSeq names its product inducible metalloproteinase inhibitor protein. Lineage: Eukaryota; Metazoa; Arthropoda; Insecta; Hymenoptera; Formicidae. The transcript is spliced from 3 exons. The record is from RefSeq and is a predicted model, not a curated record.
UUUUUCAGCGCAUUGUUAUUACUAUCGCUCGUACGGCAACAGAUACGAAAUUAUCUUUAAACAAUAUUUUUGUUUUUUCGGGUGAAAAAAACACAUUUUUAUAAAAAAUAAAUUUAUAUGUGGAGAAUUACAAUUCUAGACGUUACAAUUUUUCACGCAAGCACAUUUAUUACUCGUAUUAUGUAUGCUAUUAUCCCCGUCAUAUGUAUAAAAGUUCCAAUGUGUAUAAAAAGCUCGAAACGGACAAAAUUAUGUCAGUUUGUCAAAACAUCUGCAGAACUGGUUUGUGGAAAAGAUGAAGAAUAUUAUUGCGGAUCGGCAUGUCAAACAACUUGUAGCAAUUUGGGCAAACCUUGUCCGAUAGUAAAUAUCAGAUGUAACGAUGCUUGUUACUGCAAAACAGGAUAUGCGCGAAACGGUGACGAUAACAGUCCAUGUAUUUCUAUAAGUGAUUGUCCUAAGGAAUGAAAUUAAAUGUCCAAUAUCCUGAUAACAAAAAAUUAAUUAUUCGGUUAUUCAAGUUUUAUUUUGUAAUGUUUUUGCGACUAUAUUAUUUGCGAAUAUAUUAUAUUUCAAUUUUUCUUACAAAUGAAAUAUUCAUUAAUACGGCUUAUUGUACGAAAUAUUUGUUAAUUAUAUCAUAUGUAAUAUAUUA